CCAGAGAAGGUGUGGUUUCGCAAUUUAACCCACAGCAUUGUGGGAAGCUUGACGAUGCCUCCACCAUAUGAAUCGGUUUUACGCAAGAAUUUAGAUAACAUAUUUUCCCUCAAGUUUCGGCCUUAGCCUCACAUUGCACCUUCACGAUGAUGCGCUUCCUGCUGCUGUUCAGCCGGCAGGGGAAGCUGCGACUGCAGAAGUGGUUCACUCCAGUGACUGAGAGAGAGAAAAAGAAGAUGAUCAGGGAAAUGACUCUGAUGGUGCUGGCUCACCCUCCCCGCUCCUGUAACUUCCUCCACUGGAGGGACCUCAAGAUUGUUUACAAGAGGUAUGCCAGCCUCUACUUCUGCUGUGGUCUGGAGGACCAGGACAAUGAACUGUUGACCUUGGAGGUGCUGCACCGAUAUGUCGAGCUGCUGGACAAAUACUUUGGCAACGUGUGUGAGCUGGACAUCAUCUUUAACUUUGAGAAGGCCUACUUCAUCCUUGAUGAGUUCCUGAUGGGAGGAGAGAUCCUGGAGACCUCCAAGACAGCUGUGGGCAUCGCUAUGGAGGAGGCAGAGACACUACAAGAGACAAUGGAGGAGUAUAUGAGUAAACCGACCUACUGAACCAAUAACAGGGACAUGAGUCGAACCUUAAGACUGAAGAAUCCUUUCCUCAGUUGCCAUAAGUGCCACAACAUUUAAACUGUAAUACACUCUUCCAUUCAGACAUCACACAUAGUAAUACACUCUUCCAUUCAGACAUCACACAGAGUAAUACACUCUUCCAUUCAGACAUCACACAGAGUAAUACACUCUUCCAUUCAGACAUCACACAGAGUAAUACACCCUUCCAUUCAGACAUCACACAGAG
Salmo salar (Atlantic salmon) is the source of this 858-nucleotide messenger RNA. Its product is annotated as AP-1 complex subunit sigma-3. Gene Ontology annotation, molecular function: clathrin-cargo adaptor activity. The record is from RefSeq and is a predicted model, not a curated record. NCBI's taxonomy places the organism in Eukaryota, Metazoa, Chordata, Actinopteri, Salmoniformes, Salmonidae. Gene Ontology annotation, biological process: vesicle-mediated transport; intracellular protein transport. Gene Ontology annotation, cellular component: membrane coat; AP-1 adaptor complex.